Phaeodactylum tricornutum CCAP 1055/1 is the source of this 2602-nucleotide messenger RNA. RefSeq lists its product with no specific name. Gene Ontology annotation, biological process: polyamine biosynthetic process. NCBI's taxonomy places the organism in Eukaryota, Bacillariophyta, Bacillariophyceae, Surirellales, Neidiaceae. The coding region runs from base 1 to 2475 and encodes 824 amino acids. The record is from RefSeq and is a predicted model, not a curated record. The transcript has a single exon.
AUGGAGACGAGACUGUACCUGCGGCGUGUUCAACGACGCGGGCAGCGACGACGUCGAUUCCGAUGCUGGUUGGGGUUGGGAUUUUCACUCGCGGCCUUUUUACCGAGCAGCCGAGCACUGGUCUUUCGUGCACCCUCGACAAUAUCGACUCGUGUAAAGCGACGAACCGUUCCCACACAACUCUACUCCGGAACGGUCGAGACUACCAAUCUUCCCUUUGUUCCGUCUCGAGCCGCAACACGACACGGGUCAUCCCACUCCUCGUCUUCGCUGUCUCAAACCCUCCACAGUAUCACGAACUGGUUGGAACAACAACAACAACAACAGCUGCAUCUUUCCAACCCAAACUGUACCGUAUCCUGGACCAUCCAACCACUCUACGGCAAUCGUGCGCUCCUCCGCGUGGCCAUCCAAUCUCCGGAUGCCGAGCUGCCAGUGGUAUGGCACUGGCACGUCUGGUCCCCUGUCCCCAUCGCGACACCGACCGAUCCUUCCUCCCGCAGCACGUCACUCCUUACCCUCCCACCGUCUCUCCUUUGGCAAACCACCCAAACCGGUAUUGUCCCACCACUUCUUCACGUGGCCGUUGACGAGUGGGACACGGAGGGGUUGGGAGGCGCUCUGCGACGGCAACUCCAAUCCGCCUUGACCGUGUCGACCAACCACCGCGCGUCACGGAAACUACCCAACGAUCGUAGUCACCACCGUGACACGCACGAAUGGAAAGUCCGUCCAAUUAGUGAAACAAUCGCCAACGACUUUUGCGCCGAUCGUCACGUUUGGGGGAGACUAGGACCCAGCGAAGCCUCUUCGACCUCCCACACCUGCUGCUACGGUGUCUACCCCGAUGCGAACGAAAACACCAAUUCCCUCAUCGCGGUUGGUAUCUUUAUCGAUCACGAUUUGGUCCGGUUCGUGACCGCCACACCUUCGGGGGGCAAGAACUCCGUAGCCGACGCCGCAUUGUCCCGCAUCGUACAAGCCUUGGUCCAACAGCACCCAUUAGCUGGAUCCGUCGUCCCCAUUCGAGCCUACGUCGGCCGCGAAUGGCUCGCGGUGGAACCGUUUUGGCAAAAUUCUAGAUUUGUUAACACGCAAAGACCUUAUCCACCCCAAGUUGCAGCCGCGAACAUCUCCACAACAACCGAACAUUGUGGCGGCCGCUACCAGCUCGUCGAUACUCCCCCCUGGAGACCCGGUCACCACACUGACGUACUGCCCAACCCUAUUCGCGAGGAAUUGUCUCAUUGCUCGACUCCCGUCGAGGCGGUAGCUGCUCUGAGACGGCACGGAUUGUCGCCGGUCUACGACAGUGGUGUGGAAUGCUGGCAAUGGUCACCUGGGGAACACACCGUCGCGUCGGACAGCCCGGUUAGUGAGUCGUCACGGCUUUCCUCCUAUACCGUCAACAACAAUACCGGAAUCCAGGCUCUACUGGACUACGCAGCCCUACAAAUAACGCACGACAGGCAACCACCAUUGUCGCCACUCGAUUCCCGAUCGGAAACGCAAAUCAUGUUGAGUUGGCCCCGGAUACCAAUGGAUGGACGUGACGGCUAUGCGGACAAUCCUGGUGAGCUUGUGUACCGGACGCCGUCAAGCUUUGGAGAGGGACAGGCUUACAUCGAAGUUCGAGCCCGCGACAAGCAGUGGCGGAGUGUCAGCUACGUCUCCCCUCACCAACACAUUACGCACGCUGUGUACCGAGUCCACGGUAGCGGUCGCGGCGGGUACGGCAACAUUGACGCCAGUACCGUUGGAAUCUCGGACUACUUGCGAUCUAUCACAGGAUUGGCAAUCACGGCCUUGGAAGCCCGGGAUCGCGGCCAGAAGAACAACGACAGCCAGUCUUUGAGGGUCCUGCAUUUUGGCUUCGGGGCGGGAACUCUAUUACGAUACGCCACUCACAUUUGGCCCGACAGUGUCCAAGUGGCGGUGGAAUUAGAUGCGGGUGUGGUCCGCGCUGCCUACGAAGUUCCUUUGAUUGAUGUCGACUCUAGCGAGCAGCGUCAGCAAGUACGACAGGGCGACGCUUUGAAAUUCUCUCUGCAACCAGGCGAAGCCCGUUACGAUUGUAUAUUGGUUGAUGUCUUUGACGACGCAGACUUGGUACCGUCCGGCUUCUACGACCGCACUUUUCUGAAAACAUUACGCGACCAUAUUUUAAAUGAUAACGGUUUUGUAGUGCACAAUAUGCACUACGGCGUCAGCGCCAUCAACGCACAAGUCCAAGAAGCAACAGCAGCGUAUCGGGAGGUCUUUGCCGAUGCAUGCCGCGUAGCGUCUUUGGUCAGUACCAAACACGAAGGGAAUAUGCUUUUGCUAGCAACGAAAUUUUCGUUGAAUGCUGCUACUGAUGCCGAAGGAGAUUUGUCGCUAUCCAACCAGGUGCAAUGGCUAGCAUUUCGAGGACAAGAGCGCUGGGGGGUCGAUUUUGACGUUCCCCACCGAUUGCGUGGCGUUAAACCAAUAUAGAGACGCCGCGCUAUUCAUCGAGGGCUCAUGAGAGGCAAGUCGGUGGUUGUCUUGUCGGAACACCCGACUGUAGAAAGAGGGGCAAGGAGACAGAUGUGAUUGUCUUCUAGACGGACAAUUUUACUGC